GUCGAAACGUGAACGAUAUAGCCAACUACCACCAACAACUAAGGAAUUGGAAUAGGAAAGAAAUAUAUUAGAAGACAUUGCAAAAGGGAUUAAUUAGGGCUUAUUAUUAUUGAAAUUCAUUUAAUAUUUCUUUAGAAAAAUUAAUUUUGUCAAAAGAUGAGUGUGGAAAUUACAUCGAUUGAUCAAUUUCAAGAAAUCUUACAAAAAGACAAUGAACAAGUCCUUCUACUCAAUUUUUAUGCUCCUUGGGCUGCUCCCUGCCAACAAAUGAAUCAAGUUUUCGAUCAAUUUGCUAAAGAUACCCAAGAUGCGGUAUUUUUGAAAAUCGAAGCUGAAAAGUUCUCUGACAUUGCAGAAUCUUUUGAUGUAACGGCCGUUCCCUUAUUCGUUUUAAUCCAUGGUCAAAAGGUCCUUGCUCGUAUUUCAGGUGCCAACCCUCAAAAGUUAAAAUCUGCGAUCGAUGAAUAUAUUCGUCCUAUCAUCCAUCAAUCGUCUGCUACACCCACUUCUAACGGCCCUGAUGCCAAUGUAGGCUCGGUCCAAACAAAUGCUGUCUCUUCCGGAGCUAGUGGUGCAAAGGCCGCAAAUGGCUUGGAUGUCGAAAUGGAUAAUCGUCUACGCACCCUUACUAGUGCCCACGACAUCAUGCUCUUCAUGAAAGGUACUCCUUCUGAACCUGCUUGUGGUUUUAGCCGUAAACUGGUUGGUUUGCUCCGUGAAAGAAAUGUCCAAUAUGGUUUCUUCAACAUUUUGGCCGAUGAUUCCGUUCGCCAGGGCCUUAAGGUCUUUUCUGACUGGCCUACCUUCCCUCAACUUUACAUUAAAGGUGAAUUCGUCGGUGGUUUGGACGUUGUAGUUGAAAUGAUGGAAACUGGUGAAUUCCAAGAAAUGCUCACUUAAUACAACCGUUCAUGUUUACUACUUUUCCAUUUCCUAACUAUAUUCUUUUUGGCAUCUAAUACUUCACAUGUCCAUAUUUCUUUUGACAACGGGUGGUGGUAAGACAAAUGGGUAGAAUAAUCCUAUAAACAGCUAGCUACCUUAGAUUAGAAGAGAUAGAAAGAAACUAUGAAUUUCCCUUGACGGAAACAUAGAAAAUAUAACAGGAAAACAAUCCAUGAAGAUAGUUACCUCUCUACACAACCUUUCAAUUCUUCCUACAUUAAAUAAAACCUACGUUAUUACGCAAA
Molecule: messenger RNA, 1190 nt
Organism: Schizosaccharomyces cryophilus OY26
Lineage: Eukaryota; Fungi; Ascomycota; Schizosaccharomycetes; Schizosaccharomycetales; Schizosaccharomycetaceae
Product: glutaredoxin Grx4
Exons: 1
Coding region: 157-900 (247 amino acids)
Molecular function (GO): 2 iron, 2 sulfur cluster binding
Source: RefSeq, a predicted model, not a curated record